AAAACCGCUGGCUCAUCUUGUCAACGUCUCCAAACUUUCAAGGGAAAUCAGCUGACCAGUAGUUUAUAUCUCAAUCUUUGAAAAAAAAAAUCCCGUAAAUGUUUGCAGGCAAAGAAAUCAUAUAUUUUACACACAAUGUUUAAAAAAUUUCAACACAAAGAAGAUGUAUCAGGUGUGACUCAGUUGAAGUCAUCUGUUCAAAGAGGAAUACGAGCUAAGAUACUGGAGCAGUACCCAGCUAUAGCAGAUUAUAUCAACCACAUAAUGCCAAAGAAGGAUGCAUUAGUGGUUGUAAAAUGUAAAGAGCACAUUGAAAUCUUAUCUGUCAAUCAAGACCUGCUAUUCUUCAGACAGCGUGAUGGUCCGUACCUCCCAAGUCUUAGACUACUUCAUCAGUGUAAGAUAAUGUAUCCUUUUAUGAUGACAAGACAGCAAGUUGACAGAGGAGCCAUUCGCUUUAUUCUUAGUGGAGCUAACAUUAUGUGCCCUGGUCUCACAUCCCCUGGUGCUAAAAUGGUACCUGCUGAACAAGACAAGCCUGUUGCAAUCAUGGCAGAGGGAAAAGAGCAUGCUUUGGCUAUAGGCGUUAUGAAGAUGUCUUCUGAAGACAUACAAUCAAAAAAUAAAGGGAUUGGUGUGGACAAUAUUCACUACCUGAACGAUGGCCUGUGGCAGAUGAAACAGUUAGAAAGAUAAGCGAUAUAUUAGAAAUGCUCUUAUGAAGUCCCCAAUAUUGGUCCUUACCUAUUGAGAACUUCAAGACUCUAAAUGCUUCCCUGCCUGAAAAGUUAACUGUUAUUUUAUUUCCAAUAAUAUCCUAAAUUCUAAGAAGUAAAAUAAAAUAAAAUCAAACUGGACAGA
Nematostella vectensis (starlet sea anemone) is the source of this 861-nucleotide messenger RNA. RefSeq names its product malignant T-cell-amplified sequence 1. The transcript has 6 exons. The coding region runs from base 136 to 696 and encodes 186 amino acids. The record is from RefSeq and is a predicted model, not a curated record. Gene Ontology annotation, biological process: formation of translation preinitiation complex. Lineage: Eukaryota; Metazoa; Cnidaria; Anthozoa; Actiniaria; Edwardsiidae. Gene Ontology annotation, molecular function: RNA binding.